This is a messenger RNA of Pipistrellus kuhlii (Kuhl's pipistrelle), 3070 nucleotides long. RefSeq names its product syntaxin 3 (gene STX3). The record is from RefSeq and is a predicted model, not a curated record. Gene Ontology annotation, molecular function: SNARE binding; SNAP receptor activity. NCBI's taxonomy places the organism in Eukaryota, Metazoa, Chordata, Mammalia, Chiroptera, Vespertilionidae. Gene Ontology annotation, cellular component: SNARE complex; endomembrane system; presynaptic active zone membrane. Bases 114 to 977 code for a protein of 287 amino acids. The transcript is spliced from 10 exons. Gene Ontology annotation, biological process: exocytic insertion of neurotransmitter receptor to postsynaptic membrane; intracellular protein transport; synaptic vesicle fusion to presynaptic active zone membrane.
UCCGCCUCCCGCUCCCGGCCCGGCCCGGCCCGGCCCGGCCGCCACUUCCGGCAGCUCUCCUGGGACGCGGCACCCCGGACGCGCUCACCUGCCUCGGGCGCCCGGGCACCAGGAUGAAGGACCGGCUGGAGCAGCUCAAGGCCAAGCAGCUGACACAGGAUGAUGAUGCCGAUGAGGUCGAGAUUGCCGUUGACAACACAGCCUUCAUGGAUGAGUUCUUCUCUGAGAUCGAGGAAACUCGGCUCAACAUUGACAAGAUCUCUGAGCAUGUAGAGGGGGCUAAGAAACUCUACAGUAUCAUUCUGUCUGCACCAAUUCCAGAACCAAAAACCAAGGAUGACCUAGAGCAGCUCACGACUGAAAUCAAGAAAAGGGCCAACAACGUCCGGAACAAACUGAAGAGCAUGGAGAGGCACAUUGAAGAAGAUGAGGUCCGCUCGUCAGCAGACCUCCGGAUUCGAAAAUCUCAGCACUCUGUCCUCUCCCGGAAGUUUGUGGAGGUGAUGACCAAAUACAAUGAGGCUCAAGUGGACUUUCGUGAACGCAGCAAAGGGCGAAUCCAGCGGCAGCUCGAAAUCACCGGCAAAAAGACCACAGAUGAGGAGCUGGAGGAGAUGUUGGAGAGUGGAAACCCUGCCAUCUUCACUUCUGGGAUCAUUGACUCUCAGAUUUCCAAGCAAGCCCUCAGUGAGAUCGAGGGGCGGCACAAGGACAUCGUGAGGCUGGAGAGCAGCAUCAAGGAGCUCCAUGACAUGUUUAUGGACAUUGCCAUGCUGGUGGAGAAUCAGGGAGCCAUGAUUGACCGUAUCGAGAACAACAUGGACCAGUCAGUGGGUUUCGUGGAGCGAGCCGUUACGGAUACCAAAAAAGCUGUCAAGUAUCAGAGUGAAGCUCGGAGGAAGAAGAUCAUGAUCAUGAUCUGCUGUAUCAUUCUUGCGAUUAUCUUAGCUUCUACCAUUGGAGGCAUAUUUGCCUGAAAAAGGUGAGCCAUCUGUGGGGAGGGUCAGGUCUGCUUUCACUUACUUGAAAUGGGUGUGUCCUGAGGGCAUUCCUUGUUUGUCACCAAAGUCUGGGUGGGAUUAGGUAUUAGAAUAGAUGAAGGUUGGAGAAGGCUGAGAGAGAUGCUUCAUAAUGAGAAAAGUGAGUGAGGAUGCAUUGGUAGUAGGUAGAUAAAGAGACAAAGGUGGCAAUCGGGUCUGGUAGAAUGCUUUCUAUGAGGGUGUUAGUCUACUGCAGCAAAAUGUGGGCCUUGCCAUCUAGGAAUGGCCAAGGAUAAAGAAUCAGUUCUUGUAUUAGAAGCACCUUAAACUCUUUGGAAAAGGGCCACAUAGUAAACCUGAUGUAAAUAAAUUUUCUCCCUUAGAAGAUUAGGGCAUAUUAACAUAGCCUGUGAGUAGCCCAUUCCCCCUGCAGAAAAGAGAUUGGUGAUCCUGACCUUGAACAAUUUGCUGUAUAAUCUUUUAUUUCCCCCCUCCACUCUUAUCUCCUUCAGCCCUCACAGAUGGAUCCUCAACUGGCAUUUUUAAUCCUCCGUCCACCUCUGUGGUGCCAUCACUUCUCACUAAGGAUUCCUCAACAGUGACUCCUCUUUUCAUUAUGAAACCUCUUAUGAUACAGGACACCAGUCAAAUACCUACUGAAAGUUAUGCAAAGGGAGACAUUAUGACAAUACAGAGUUAGGCAGUGAGCAGUGGUGGAGUAACAAGGAGUCCAGAAAUACUUAGCAGGUUUGAAGGAACGGACUGCAGGGUAACAGGAAAUAAAGGCAGAUAUUGUAGCAUACCCAGUUCAUCAGGAUCAACUGAUCAGGGUUGGGCACUUUUUACUUCUGCUCUUCUGGUUCUUCUAUGCCUCACUUUUGACCAACCCUACACCUGCUUCCUUCUUCAGGGCCCUCUAGUCUUUAAAGUGAAGUGCCUAAUGAUAGGCACCAGACAUGUCUUGUUCACUGCUGUCCUCAGUGUUUAGCACAGUGCCUGCAAUUUAAGCUCUGGUUUCUAUUCAUGUCUUUGGAUUUGACUCUUAAACAUUUAAAGCAUCAAUGGAAAAUGGUUUGUUAGUAUCAGAGGCUCCAUAAAAUGCCUGGAAUGGGUUGAUCUACUUAUGUAAAAACAAAACAGGAUCCCCCUUACAAAUUUAUACUGUAAAGUCCUUUCGCUGUGGAUGGUGGAGCCAUUAACAGUCUCUCACCCUGUUAAGAUGGUUGGUUCCCAAGGAUUGUGGUUUAAUAACUGAACAUGGAUCCAAAACAAAACAGGUUCAUACUUUGGUUGAACUCCUAACAGUUAUCAGUAGUGUGCUCUAUGAAUCCUAAAAAAGGAGAUGAAGAUGUUAGGUCAGAAAGGUGAAGUGUGGCUAUCACUCACUUUCUUCUUACCUAAUUCACAUUGCUAACUGAAACUGACUUUGUUGUUGGCCAGCAAUGUGUGUACAAGAAAAUGUUCCAGACACUGUCCCCAAUUCAAGGUUCACAUUUCUAUGCAAUUUAGUGAUUAUAUUUCAAGUGAUUAACUAAAAAUACAUUAAAAAUAGCAUACAACUUUUAAGGACCAUACAACUGUUGAGGUAAAUUUGUACUUUUGAAAGUAAAUUAUUUUCUUUGUGGGAGAUGUUAACUUUUUAAGUGAGAUAAAAAUAUUUGACAUUACAUUUUAUCAGUGUGCUUUUUACCCACUUUCAAAAGCAAAUGGCUUAAUGUUUCUAUCAACUUGUAUUUCCUCUAGAGUGAACAAUGGAUAGAAAACUACUGCUGGCUAGUCCUGAAAAGUCAAUUAAUCUUGGCAAAGGCAAAUAAGGAGUUGGAACCAUGGGGCCCUUAUUUAUCCAGCAUUAACUAUUCAAGUCCUGUAUGGCACAUUGCACUGUACUAGAAACUGCAGGGAUACAAAGAUAGAGCCAGAUACUCUUCUUUCUUAAACAAUUUCAGACCUAGGAACGACCACACAAUUCUAACUUUUGUUUUUCAGUUCCUUUUGCUAAAAGGCAAGGGUUUAUUACCAAUAACUGCUCCCAACCCCCAAGAUUGAGAGAAGAUGGAUAGCUAGGCAGGAGUAAAUAUCUGUUGAAUUAA